AUGCUGGGAAAAGCUGGUGGUGAACUUCGAAAGUUUAAUGAAGAUCUUUGGUAUCGUACAAUGAAUACACAGGAAACACCUGAUUUAAUUAUAACACAUUGUUGUAUCGGAAUGUCGGACGAAGCAUUAGCUCGUUUACCAUCACGUGAUAAUAUUAAACGUCGCAUUAGAAUGUUACGUCAAGAUAAAAAGCUUCCAUCAUCCCCAAAUGAUCCUAAUUUUCCAAAUGUUCCAACAGCUUUAACCGUAACAUCUUGUGGUGAUAAAUUUUUACGUUCUGAUACUGGAUCAGGACCAGAUCGAACGUUAAUAUUUGCCAGUUCUAAACAAUUAGAUAUUUUACAAUCAUGUGAUGAUUUUCUUGUUGAUGGUACAUUUAAAGUGGUUCCUGAGAUUUUUUAUCAAUUAUAUGUUGUACAUGCCAUCUAUCGUGGACAUGUUGUACCAGUUGUCUAUUCAUUACUCAGUCGUAAAAAUAGUGAUACAUAUCAACGGCUUAUAAAUGAAAUAGUAGAAUUUGCUCCAUGCUGGUUUCCUGGUUCUAUUUUACUUGAUUUCGAAAAGGCAUGUAUUAAUGUAUAUGACAGUAGUUUUGUUAAUAUAUCAUUAUCUGGUUGUUAUGUCCAUUUCCGUCAAAAUUUUCAUCGACAACUUCAGGCAUUAGGUUAUCAGAAUCGUUAUCAAGAUGUUAAAUUUGCUCAUAAUAUUAAUAAAAUAGCUGCGUUAGCUUUUAUUCCACCUUGUGAUGUAUUACAUGCAUAUUCAAGUCUUGCAUUACAUCUUGAUGAUGAUUACCAAGAUAUUUUAAAUUAUUUUGAAGAUACAUAUAUAGGACGACUUCGCCCUAACAAUAUACGACGUCAACCAACAUUUAGUAUUGAAUUUUGGAAUAUGCGUACAAGGACAACACAAUUAUCCACGCGUACAAAUAAUUCUGUAGAAGCAUGGCAUCGUCAUAUAGGAUGUAUAUUUCAAUGCGCACAUCCUACGCUUUGGUCAUUUUUACAAAAACUAAUUCAUGAAGAACAUGCAACACAUGCUGUUCAUAUUGUUCAUAUAAAUAGUGGUGAAACACCAAAACAUAAAAGUAAAACAAAUGAACGGUUUGAACGACGUCUUUUAAAUCUUUUAUUGCAUCCACAUGAUGAUAUUGUUAUGCAACUAAAUAAUAUUGCACAUAAUAUUUGCUUAUAA
This is a messenger RNA of Didymodactylos carnosus, 1194 nucleotides long. NCBI's taxonomy places the organism in Eukaryota, Metazoa, Rotifera, Eurotatoria, Philodinida, Philodinidae. The record is from the annotation of a GenBank genome assembly.